Penicillium macrosclerotiorum is the source of this 1566-nucleotide messenger RNA. RefSeq names its product transcription factor domain-containing protein. Bases 1 to 1566 code for a protein of 521 amino acids. NCBI's taxonomy places the organism in Eukaryota, Fungi, Ascomycota, Eurotiomycetes, Eurotiales, Aspergillaceae. The record is from RefSeq and is a predicted model, not a curated record. The transcript has 2 exons. Gene Ontology annotation, biological process: DNA-templated transcription. Gene Ontology annotation, cellular component: nucleus. Gene Ontology annotation, molecular function: zinc ion binding; DNA binding.
AUGACAUCCCCAACAGGCUCCCUCCCCACCCCCACAGAUCCCGUCUCGCAGGACUCGACCCUUGGAGUUCCUUCACAACCACUCAGUACUAGCCCCUCCUGCUCUAGCUACUUGAACUUCUCCUCGCGGGAGGAGGAAUGCCUCAUUCGAGUCUUCUUUGAUAUUGCUCGGGAUGCGAAUCCUAUUUUCUCCAAGGAUCGAUUUCUCCGCCGCUACCAUGACUCGCUAUGUAGUCAGGAUCUCAUCACUACCAUGGCCAUUAUUGCCACAAAGCUGACCCACUUUGCCGGGCGUGAUGACGGACCACAUCUAGACGCAGGACUAGACUCACUGCUCAGCUCGAGCCUGCUAGAGGAUGACUUGGUCGGAGACGCCCUAUCUCUUGACCAGUUCCGCAAAGCCUGCAUAUUGGCCUUUUACGAGUUCCAUCAAUUCCCAGGCCACCACUCCUGGAUGCGCAUUGGUAGAGUAACGCGCAUGGCCUAUCGUAUUGGCCUGGACCGACUUGACCAUAUCCGCUUGCUCUAUCCAGACUGGAGCAUAGUGAGCGAUGAAGAUAUCCAGGAAUGGCGGGCGCUAUGGUGGUGUAUCUAUCGACUCGACACAUACUCCAAUCUCGCCUUAGGGACACCAUAUCAAAUUGACGAUACCGUCAUAAACACCUUUUUUACCUUAAGUGAGACAAAAAGUGCCUCUCAGGAGAUUCUUCUACCGCCUAACUCGGACUGUCUUUCCGAACUUCUCCCAGCAAUCACAUCAGACCCGGAGACCUUGCUAAAUAACAUUCACAACGUCACAAUCGCCACAAUGCGUCAAGCCGGCAUCGUCCUCCGCAUGCAUAUGCUGCGAUGGCGAGCCGGUAUACCGGUGCAACUCACUAAAGUCGAACGCCAGCUAACUACACUCCGUGUUGCCCUCCCACCGGGCUGGCUUAACCCGCGGCGCAACGCGUUCUCAAACGAGACUCCGGUCGACCAUCACGCCAGGCUUAUCACUGUAUUCCAUCUGCGAAUGGCAGAGCUGCUUGUCUCCCUGGUGGACUGCGGUCAGCGACGAGCAGAUGACUGGGUAUCAAGUUGGCAGCGAACUCUCGAGACAUGCCAGGACAUUGCCGCGCUGGCGAGCCAGUGGGAUAGCGCAUUCAGCCUCACGGUGGACCCGGCUAUCACGUUCACUAUUUUCACAACCCUCAUCUUCCUCUAUCUGCACAGUAAAUCGGGGCCGCUGCUUGAUGACAGUCUUCGCUCGAGUAUUCACCAUGACAUCACCGUGCUUCAUCUGCAGCUCAAGCAUUUUGGGACCAUCUGGACGCAGGCGAGGCUCCUUUCUUGUAAACAUUCCCAGCCCGCCCUAUCAUAUCACAAGCAUAAACAAAACUUGCUAGUACCACAGGAUAACGCUAAUGGACUGGAUACAGUGUCGUUCGAAAGUUUCUGUGCAUCCCUUUCCGGACCGAUCUCCUACGAGCAGAUCGCAUGCAUGUUCUCGCGCUUCGAGGCGCCGCUGCAUCCGAGGUGGCUGCAGUUUCUUGCAUCGGCUGGGCAGACUCUCGAGAGCUCUCAUUAA